This is a messenger RNA of Pisolithus orientalis, 1508 nucleotides long. RefSeq names its product ribonuclease H-like domain-containing protein. The coding region runs from base 225 to 1361 and encodes 378 amino acids. Gene Ontology annotation, biological process: nucleobase-containing compound metabolic process. Gene Ontology annotation, molecular function: nucleic acid binding; 3'-5' exonuclease activity. Lineage: Eukaryota; Fungi; Basidiomycota; Agaricomycetes; Boletales; Pisolithaceae. The transcript is spliced from 2 exons. The record is from RefSeq and is a predicted model, not a curated record.
CCCAACGCCGAUCUUUCUGGACCUCUCUGACGUCUCGAAUCACAUGAUGUUUGCGCCCGUGACGUCCAGGGGUGCGCAGAGGGUUCUUGGUAAGUAGGGGACGUCAUUUCGCCGCGUGAUAUCAUGAAACGCAGCGGGCGCAGGACGCGCGCUUCCCCUCCUUGUCCCUGUCUCUGUGGUCUUUGAGAGACUGGGUAUACUCUCGUCGUCGUUAUCUGGCCGGGAUGGACAAUAGCCGAACGAAGUAUGUUUUUUGCAACGACUUGCCCUCCGUGGCAUCCGCUACACGCAUUCUUGCACUUUCCCCUGUCCUCAUCAUCGACUGUGAGGGGAGACUGAUUGGCACACUCACUGGUGCCCUCUCCCUCAUGUGCAUCGGCACUGAGAGGGCAGAACACAUAUUCAUAUUCGACGUCCUCGCUCUCAGGCCGUUCAAGUCUCAUCUUACGCCCCUUCUCUCCAUCCUCACCAACUCACAAAUCAAGAAAGUCAUGUGGGACUGUCGCAAUGACUUCCUCGAGAUACAGAGCGAGUAUAAUAUCACUCUAACCGGUAUCGUCGAUCUCCAACUGGCUGAGAUUCAGGCCCGCACGGCCGUGAGGGGGGAAUCAGAUUUUCAACGCAUACAGCGCUUUGCACGGGGCAGUGGUCCUGCGCUACUGCUUGCGCUCAGGCAAAACCGAGAGCUUUUCUUGGGGGUACAUCGUCUCCAAGGCAUGGACGCUUGCAUUCGCCUAGCUGGAGUUCUCGCCACAGGGAAAGACCGUAGGUGUUGUGUGGCGUGGUACAUUUGGCAUACUUACCCCUCGCCAGCCCAAGUCGUCGCCAUGCACAAAGCCCUUGGUUCAUCCAUAUGGCUGGAUCGACCCCUCCCCCCUAAACUCUUGGCAUACGCCGCCCACGACAUCGAGCUGAUUGCGGCGUUGUACGAACAUUUCAAGAAGAGAGCGUGGGUUACACCCACUUACGAGCCGCUUCUCAUGGCUCAGAGCAUGCGUUAUGCAUAUUCACUCCUCCACCAAGGUCGCGUAGCAAAGGACGACGUCUUCGGCCAGAGUUCAGUGUUGCCGUUGGACGUGCUUAGUGAAUCUCCUGGACCCCAAUUUCAGUGUCGUGGGUGCCAAAGGAUGCAGCCGCUAUCCUGCUACAGCGUGAGGACACAAGCCGAGAAUUCUCAGGCAAGGUCGGAUAUCUGCCGUACAUGCCAGAUCAAAGUUUUGAUUGAAGGAAGCGUAUUUUCCCGUUUCUUGGGUCGUUGUCGGUUGAAACCCAGAUGUGAUCGUUUGUGCUCCUUUGGCUCUAUUGGAUUGCUAAAGGGUGGGAUAUCAUCGUUUUCACGUUCCGGUAUUGCCGCUAUGUAGUCUUCUCAGAAUUGAUUCCUCUUAUGUUGCUCUCUCUGUGUUCCCAGAUGCUGCCUCAGAUUCUUGUGCACUGUAUGUAGUAUAUGGUGCUAUAUUGCACGACUUGUAUUCCUCCAUACCAUGUACAGUAGCCGAAUGUGUACCAAU